Molecule: messenger RNA, 1434 nt
Organism: Aspergillus piperis CBS 112811
Lineage: Eukaryota; Fungi; Ascomycota; Eurotiomycetes; Eurotiales; Aspergillaceae
Exons: 6
Coding region: 1-1434 (477 amino acids)
Molecular function (GO): nucleic acid binding
Source: RefSeq, a predicted model, not a curated record
AUGAUUCCGCAUGUCGUGCAGACGGCCUGUCUGAAUGCCGCGCUCGAGCUGGCAAUAGGUUUGGCAGGAAGACGGCAACAGUCUUCUUCAGAUCGCAAAAAUGCAGACCUGGGCAAGCAUAUCAAUGAUCGACUCCGACUCUUCUUUUCCUUCGCUGAAUCACAUAUUCCUACCUCAACGACACUGCCCUACUCGGUGGUUCCUGUUCUCAAGGUACUAUGGCGUAUACAAGCCAUGAUUCAGUCAGUGACAACCCGUCCCCUCGACAUUAGCCCUGUGUACCAACGUGAGGAGCUGCCGAUCCGUCUUGAGCAGAUUAGCCAUGCAGUGGAUCAACUCUACGAGCUAACGCCCAGUUUAAUAAAUUUGCACAAAUUGGAGACCGUCGUUGACAAUCGUGAUGGACCAGCGGUAAAGCUUGAUACUUUUGAAAUAACGAGGACCACGGGGAGGCUGGCGAUGACCCUGAAAGAGCAGGCUAAUACAUAUAAGACGAUUAUCACGAGGCAUCCAUCACAGACUGGAUCCAGCUACGAGGAACAGGUGGCAGCCGAACUAAGCCGGCGUCUAGGGGAGUGUAUCCCCGGGCAAAAUACUAGAUUGUCGGCCACAGGUACAAGAGAAGUGGCCCCCUCAUUCUCCGAAGCUCUAAGGUUGUACGCUGCCGAAUAUAAAGAAUCAAGAAGUUCAGAGAAGCUUAACCACAUUCACAUACUUGGUGAGGCUCAGGGCUCCCCUGCACGAGAUCUGGAGAGAGCAAUCUUGCAGUGUGGAAAGAGGCUGAGACUCCUCAACGCACCCGUGGCACAGUGCCAUCUGAACUUUCUGCACAUAUCUCCCAAUCCUUUCGACAUAGGGCAUAUUGAGGAGAUGCUUGACCACUUGAAGAAGGACAAAGCUGUAGCGGGCAGAGUGGCUGAUACAUACGGAAAUAUCGUUUUUUCUGGGCUCUCAGACGCAUCAUUAGCCGCGACACAGGUACAAGAAGAAGAAGCACCACACUCAAAGUUUUCUUUACUUGAACCGACGCCGAAAGAUUGCGAGAUAAACAUCAGGGGACUUUCCAACUACACCGAGAUCGAGACUUUACGACUCCAGUUCUCCUCUUUCGGAACCAUUAUCCGCAUGGAAUUUGAUGAGGACACAGACGAGUUCCUUACAGGCGCGGCUUAUGAUUUCUAUGCUUCCCAACGAAACGCUACCGAGUUGGGGAAUGAGAGGCCUCCUCCGUCCUCUAGAAGUGGAUCCCGUCAAAGAAUUACGAGAAUUAUUUAUGCCCGCGAUGACGAAGCAGAGGCUGCGUGCGACAAUAUGAACGGAAGCAGAUUCGAUGGCGAGCUUAUCCACGUCUUCAUGGUGAAGAGGGAACCUGGUAGACAGGCUCUUUCGCCUGUUCCUGAAGGUGAUGGGCUACAUGCUCGACCACGGUACUAA